Molecule: messenger RNA, 753 nt
Organism: Cordyceps fumosorosea ARSEF 2679
Lineage: Eukaryota; Fungi; Ascomycota; Sordariomycetes; Hypocreales; Cordycipitaceae
Exons: 1
Coding region: 1-753 (250 amino acids)
Source: RefSeq, a predicted model, not a curated record
AUGCCGUCACCCGACGCCGCACUCACCAUCCACCUCCUCUGCAUGCACGACAAGGACCGCGCCGCGUACCUGCGCGCCGCCGAGCACUCCCCGCCACCGCCGUCCCUCGUCCGUUCCGUCUCCAUCCACGACUGCGCCCUCGCGCAGCUCCCCGCCUCCGUGCGUCUCGACGCCGUCGUCUCGCCCGCCAACGCCUACGGCCGCCUCGACGGCGCCUUCGACGACGCCCUCUCGCGCGCCCUCGCCCCCGCCGACGACUACCACGCCCUGACCCGCGCCGCCCAGGCCGUCCUCUGGCGCGAGCGUCGCGGCUACGCGAACCCGGGCUCCUGCACCCUCGUGGGUCUCCCCGCGUCCUGGGCGGCCCCCGGCUCCUCGUCGGCGUCGCGCAACGUCUGGGGCGUCCGAUGCCUCCUGCUCUGUCCGACCAUGCGCGUCCCGGAAAACGUCACCUGGGACAAGGAAAUUGUCUACCGCUGCGUGUGGAGCAUGCUCUGCGCGGUGGACGCGCACAACCGCGCCGCCGCCGACGAGGACCGCAUCGCCUCCGUGCUCAUGACGCCGCUGGCGACGGGCGUCGGACGGGUCAACGAAAAUGUCUGGGCAGCGCAGCUGCUGCUCGCGAUGCGCCACUUUGACCUGGCCCUCAGGAAUCAGGACGAGUUUGCCGCGCUCGACGUCGACAGGAUCUUGACACUCGACGGCGAGAUCCGGGCAACCUACGAGUCAAACUUGCGUAAUGGUGACUCUUAG